Messenger RNA from Trichophyton verrucosum HKI 0517, 849 nucleotides. RefSeq lists its product as uncharacterized. The transcript is spliced from 3 exons. The record is from RefSeq and is a predicted model, not a curated record. The annotation marks the transcript as partial. NCBI's taxonomy places the organism in Eukaryota, Fungi, Ascomycota, Eurotiomycetes, Onygenales, Arthrodermataceae.
AUGGGACUCAAGCGUGUUGAUGCUUGCAACACUGGCCUUGGAGUCCUUAUAUUUGCCGGUGCAGUGAACCUGGGACAGAGUUGGGCAACUGUUCUCACUCUUUUCGGCGCGGUCUUCACGUUCUACGUCCAAACAUGGGAGGAAUACCAUACCCAUGUCCUCACACUUGGUAUUGUCUCCGGCCCUGUGGAAGGUAUCCUGUCGCUCUGCUUCGUUUUCCUUACCACUGCUCUCCUUGGAGGGGGAAGCUUCUGGCACCGACCAAUGCUGCCAACUCUAGGAAUCCCACACUUCUCAAUACUUUCGGAUUCCGCUUACAAUCUCCCGUUCACUACUUGGUGGUUGAUCUACGGCGGAUUUGUUCUACUCUUCAGCACCGUGACCAGUAUCAUGAACGUUCUGAAAGUUGUUGAGAAACGCAUCGUUGACCGCCGACUAGAUCCACAGGCCUAUAUGACCAAGAAGGCAGUUGGUGGUAACAGGGACAGUGGCGAAGACAGUAAAUAUACUCCGCUUUACGGCUUGUUGCCUGCAAUUUUACCAUGGACGUUACUAGUACCGUACCUAUACAUGCAUCCGGAAAUACUGCAAAACCACCUCGUCCCCGUCAUCCUAUUCACUGGUAUCCUUAACGCCUACUCGGUCGGACAGAUGAUUGUCGCUCACCUUGUUAAGCUUGAUUUCCCAUACCACAACGUGCUCAACCUUCCUCUUGCCGUGGGUGUUAUCGACGGUUUGAUUCCGAGACUUGGGUUAUUAGAGAAGAGCUUCAUAGGCUCUGGGCAGAACCAAGUUGCCUUCGUCUUUGCGUGUCUGGGCCUUGCAGUUGGUAUAUAUGGAAGUUUUGUG